GGUGAUCAGUCCUUUGAGAUGGAAGAUAAUCUUUCCUGUGCUGUUUGCCGUGAUCUGUAUGAGGAUCCUUUCCUAACUGACUGUGAUCAUAGCUUCUAUCAAUCCUCUAUAUCCCGGUGCAGGGAGAAAGCUGUUACCACCUCUUGUCCUGUAUGUAGAACGGAGACCUUUUCCAGUGACCUGAGGCCGAUCCGCGCCCUCUCCAACAACAUGGAGACAUUUGUAAAAUGUGCUAAAAGUGAUGAAAGUCAGCAGGAGUGCAGCCCUCACAAGGAGAAGGUGCAAUUAUUUGGUAAAACUGACAAUCAGUCUAUCGCUGUCGUUUGUCAGACUUCAAGAAAUCAGCCAAGCCACAAGAUGCUGCCACUGAAAGAAACUGCUAAAGAGUUUAAGGAGGAACUGAGAACCUUUAAGAAACCAGUCCAGGAUAAAAAGGAGCAAUGGAACAUUCUAAAAUGUGAUUAUGAAAAAACAUUAACCCACAUUCAGGACCAAAGUGUAAAGACAGAGAAACAGAUUAAAGCCGAAUUUGAAAAACUUCACCAGUUUCUCCGUGAGGAAGAGAGAAUCGUGUUGGAAGAUCUGAACCUGGAGAAAGAGAAAAAGAGUCAGGAGAUGAAGGAGAGAAUUGAGAAGAUAACGGAGGAAAUCUCAUCGCUUUCGGUCACUGUUCGGGAUAUUGAACAAGAGCUGAAGGAACAAAACAGCCCCAAGUUCUUAAAAAAACUUCCGGCUGUACCGAAAAGGGUGAAGCAAACUCCCAGAGCGACAGAAGGUUUAAUAAAUGUGGGGAAGUACAUUGGGUCGCUGCAGUACAGAGUGUGGAAAAAGAUGCUGACUGCGAUUAAUACAGCUCCAGUGACCUUCGACCCUAAUACAGCCCAUCCCAACCUUCUCCUGUCUGAGGACCUGAGGAACGUGAGAUACACUGGGAAACGGAAGCAGCUUCCCGACAAUCCAGAGAGAUUUGAUUACUGUGCCUGUGUCCUGGGAUCAGAGGGAUUCACAUCAGGGAAACAUUCCUGGGAGGUGGAAGUGGGGAUCAAGGCUGACUGGGAUGUGGGUGUGGCCAUGGAAUCCAUCAAUAGGAAGGGGAAAAUCAGCAACUUGAAUCCAGGUAACGGAUACUGGACAAUGGUGCUGAGAGAGGGGAAUGAAUACUGGGCGUGUGAGAACUUAUUGAAACGCUUAGAGCUGAGUGUGAAGCCGAGGAAGAUUCGAGUCUGUCUGGAUUAUGAGGGAGGGAAGGUGUCCUUUUAUAACUCAGAUAACAAGUCCCAUAUGUACACUUUCACUGCUACAUUCACUGAGAAACUCUAUCCUUACUUCUGUCCAUGUAUCACUAAUGGGGGUAAAAACACAGAACCACUGAAAAUCUGUCCCCGGACAGUAACAACCCAGGAGGAUGAGAGUUUUAUCCCUUCAUCCAAAUAAAGACUGUUUCUUGUAUGUGGGUGGGGAAGGGGGGUUUGUUCCUCUGUAGGUGAGGGGCUGGUGUCCUUCACGGAUCCUACCCCCCCUCCCAUUAUCACAAACUGUCAGCGGGAGACGUCCAUUCCAGAGGAGGGGGAGACGGGUCCCUCUGGUCCAGCCUGUACCUCCCGGGGAUGUGUGAGGACCCCUGCCUGAGGGAGGGCAGGAGGAUCCACUCAGUAUGAUCCAGUCACUCGUCACCAAGUCGGACGCCCUGGAGUCUGGGACGGGCGAGGUCGAUGAGGCUGAGUCCGCCUGGCCAUGGGCUGAUAUACCCAGAACCUGCUCGACCUGGUCGAGGAUUCAAUUAAAAAGGCCCCACACACUGGGUCACUGGGCAGAGGUGGGGGAGGGGAAGGCCCCACAGGCUGGGUCACUG
Carcharodon carcharias (great white shark) is the source of this 1852-nucleotide messenger RNA. RefSeq names its product zinc-binding protein A33-like. Gene Ontology annotation, molecular function: protein binding; metal ion binding. The coding region runs from base 19 to 1434 and encodes 471 amino acids. The record is from RefSeq and is a predicted model, not a curated record. The transcript is spliced from 6 exons. Lineage: Eukaryota; Metazoa; Chordata; Chondrichthyes; Lamniformes; Lamnidae.